GGCUCUUUCCGCUUCUACCUGACAGAGAGAAAAAAACACCAGUAGGCGGAAACUCGUCGAGGUUCUGUAUAUAUAGAGGUUCAGAGGGGGAUUUUUUUUGUCCGCGUGAAUGUGUGAAAUCUCUAGAGAGAUUGUGUGAGAGAGAGUGUGUGUGUGAGAGAGAGAGAGCGUGCGCAGAAGGACUGGGGAUGAUGUGUGUUGUGAUGUGGAGUGGAUUUGACCGGCAGUGAUCGUGAGGGGGAACCCCGGCGCGUGCAGUUGUGAUUCAAGCCCAUGCUGCCGCCGCCUGACAAGGAGCUGUCCACCCGCUCUGGUGCUGAACUCAACCGCAAGACGCAGUAACGCGCAGCCGCCGCAGGAGCUCAUCCAAGACCGAGACUCAGCUGUAAAGUAAACAUACAAACUCACUGUUUAUCUACACAUGUGUUUACAUGCAUGUAUACGGAUCCGAAGCCAGUAAAACACACGGCAGGCAGCAUGAUGAGUGGACUUCCCCCCGCCCGCGGCGUCACUCCGGCGGUCUGAGCCAAACGCGGCGCACCGGACCGGAACCCAGCGGAGCCUCCGUAGAUGCGGAGAGCGAGAGAGGCUUUCGAUAAGUGAGUGGCGAUUGACGGUUCGUUGUGCGUGGACUGGAGUGCUGCAAGCUCCCUGUCUGACCUCGCGCUUUUGGGGAACACGCGGACCCGCUUGGUGCGCAGACUGAUUCAGGCAGCACCUUUGGGCGCACUGGACUUCAGUCAGGUGAAUGCUGACGACACCGUUGAAAUGUUACCAAAAUCAAGAAGAGCUCUUACCAUUCAAGAGAUUGCUGCAUUAGCGCGAUCCUCCCUGCAUGGUAUUUCCCAGGUAGUGAAAGACCAUGUGACGAAGCCCACAGCAAUGGCGCAGGGCAGAGUGGCCCACCUGAUUGAGUGGAAAGGCUGGUGUAAGCCUAUAGACACUCCAGCAGCCCUGGAAUCAGACUUCAAUUCUUAUUCUGAUCUUACUGAGGGAGAACAGGAGGCACGAUUUGCUGCUGGUGUGGCAGAGCAGUUCGCUAUCGCAGAGGCGAAGCUGAGAGCCUGGUCCUCUGUGGAUGGUGACGAGUCCAACGAUGACUCAUAUGAUGAAGACUUUCUGCCUGCCAACGAGCCUAGCACACAGAGCACAGAUGUGCCCUCAUAUCCUCCCUACUUGAAGGACCUACUCCACAGCCAUCUUUGCCAACAUCUAGGUCUACGAGGUCCCUGCUGCGAGGGUGGAAGUGGAAGUGGCGAGGGAGGUGGCAGCGGAGAGCCGUCCCCCACGGCAGGCUCCCCAGAUACCCUGUGCUCCAGCCUCUGCAGCCUGGAUGAGCACCACCCACUGUUGCGUGACCUGGGCGGCCACCGUGGCACCCACUCCCACAGCAACGCCGCCGAGCUUGCCGCAAAGAUCCUGUCAGCACUGCAGGGAGGGGAGGAGCUGUUGGCCCGACUGCAGAGAGUGGGGCAGAGUGGGCCCGGUGGGGGGGACUGUGUAUUCCACAGCUUGGGCGGAGGUGGGCGGGGCGUUAGGCCCUGCAGGGGUCAGGACUCUCCUUGCUUCUCCAUGUCUUACUCCGAGACGUACCUGUCACCAGGGGAGGACGACGACACCCCCUGCAAGGACUAUGAGAACACCGUGUGCCAGGUGGCGGCAGAGGCGAAUGGGGUGGAGUUCCCGGCGAACUACGACCUACGCCGGAGGGUCUCUGACGUGGCCUCCUCUGGUGUGGUGUCACUUGAUGAAGAGGAUGAAGAAGAGGAGGAGGAAGAGAGGGCAGGAGAAGCAAACAACCAAUGACUCCUCUCUUUCCACAUCAGCAUUACAUGCCUCCAAACUGUUACGAGCAUUUUCUUUAUUUUGCAUCAACCACCCUCCACGGUGUUUUUUUUUUUUCAAUUUUAACAGUUGUGCAUGUAUCGUUUUUUUCCUCCUCUGUCUAAAAAUGUAAAUCAUCUUCUUUGUCUUUGCCUUACUUGCAGCAGGUUAAAACUCCUCCUCUCCACCUCAUAACUGCUUCGCCCUCCUCCAGUGUAUCGACACUAAUUUCUUUGAAGGCGUCCAAACAAUCUUUUUUAUCAGUGUGAGAACAGGAGAAAUGGAUCAGUGACAACAAUUCCAACGACGUACUUGUGGUCACAGUUUUUUGGCCCCAUCCCUCCUGUGAAAAGUCACUGCAAACAUUGAUGCCGUGUUGCUAGGCAGACAGAACGACCAAGUCCAAAACUCGGACUUUUCUCUUGUGCAUGUGUUUCUGACGAGGUCCCGAGCACGGUUUAUAAUCUCAGCUCUUCUGUGUAACCCACGCCCAUCUCUCCAGCAUCUCCCCCAGUGGGGGGCGGGGGGCAGGUUGACCACUGCAUCCUUGGACGUGCCCUUACCUCCUCCACCUCUCCCUCCCUCCCUCCCUCCUUUGCAAGAGACAAAAUCGCAUCCUUUGGGCAUGGCUUGCUGAGUUUGCCAAAACCGUUUUUUAACCCUGUCACGUCCAAUUAUGAGCAAAUGCUGGAAUGUCUUUACAGUGACAGGGCGUAGUAUGUAUUUUAAGGUAAAGUUGAAAAAAAAGAUUUGUCACAAAGGGAAUGAUGGAAUGAUUUUAUUGUACUAGUUUUUUAUCACCCAAACAUGUUGUUGUUCUAAUCAUCCUGAGCAUCGUUAUGAUGGACAUCUGCCAUAAUGAUCAGCUAUAGCUACUGCAUACGUUUGAGGUUCUGUGGAUUCCUGUGUGGAAGUCACGAGAACUUUGGUUGUCUUUAAAAGAAAAAAAAAAAACAUUACACAACAGCGGCAGCCAACAGUCGACAACAAACACAAAGAGAAUGUUCCUGAAGCAACUCUUCCGCACCACGUGUUUGGCAGGAAGUAGCACAGGUUGAAGCGAGAGAUGAGUUGCAUUGGAGAUUUUCUAUAUUUUUGUAUGCGUUGUCUUGCUUGAUCUCUUUGCCUUUGCGGCGUGCCAGUGUAUGUGGUUUUUUGCACGAAGCUACUGUGGCUGUAGAUUUCUUCUUUUUCUUCGUUAUCACUAUGUGAUAUAGUCUACUGGGAAAAAAAACGAUUAACCAAUGUGAACACAAAAGUUUCUAUGAUUUUAUUUUUUAUUUCAAAAGAGGAUACUGUGAUCUGGUUUGUUAUCGCCAUUUGUCACCAUCCUCAUGAAGAGCUCUUGAUUUUCUUUUGUAAACAUUUUAAAAAAUGCUCUUCUUAAUCUUAUUUCUUUUCUCUCAUACUGACUUGUGAAAAAAAAAAGCUUUGCCUCUUUAUAUACACCGUUCCCUUUUGUUCUAUGAUGUUUCCAAAAGGGCAUGUUAACAUGACACAUGCAGAAACUUCCAUCUCCAUGGUGAUGUGAGGAACCCCACUGAGGUUCCCCCAGAGGGACUGUCAUUCAUACAACUCAGGAAAUCCCAUUGGACCAGAGCAUCAACGCAUAACACCACAUGAUCCUCCAUAUGUGUGCGUGUGUGAUUGGUGCAAAGUUAUUGCCUACAAAUAAUUAAAGCACAGAUGAAUUCCCUGCA
Molecule: messenger RNA, 3524 nt
Organism: Solea senegalensis (Senegalese sole)
Lineage: Eukaryota; Metazoa; Chordata; Actinopteri; Pleuronectiformes; Soleidae
Gene: fam131ab
Exons: 6
Coding region: 769-1806 (345 amino acids)
Source: RefSeq, a predicted model, not a curated record